GGUGACAGCGGGCUGCUGGAGAGAGAGCCCAGGAGCUGCCGCGCUUGGCGGGCGCGCGACCUAGGCGUCCGAUCCCGGGCUCCCGUGGGGCCCCCGCUCUCGGGGCCCCCGCCCCACCCCCGCCCCCGCAGCCCCAAACCCUCUGGGCCGCCCCAGCGCGGAGGGGGCUGGUCCUCGACGGCUGAGGGAAGGUGCCCGCCCGCCCCGGAUGGGCAUCGUGGAGCCGGGCUGCGGAGACAUGCUGACGGGAACAGAGCCGAUGCCGGCGAGCGACGAGGGCCGGGCGCCUGGCGCCGACCCGCAGAACCGCUACUUCUACCCGGAGCCGGGAGCGCAGGACGCAGCCGAGCGUCGUGGGGGCGCCAGUCUGGGGGCGCCCUAUGCCGGGGGCGCCCUAGUGCCCGCCCCGCCUGGCCGAUUCCUCGGAGCGUACGCCUACUCGUCCCGACCCCAGGCCGCCGGCUUUCCCGGGCCGGGUGAGCCCUUCCCGCCGACACCGGGCGCCGAGGGCUACCAGCCUGGGGACGGCUAUGCGGCCCCGGACCCGCGCGCCGGGCUCUACCCGCGUGAGGACUAUGCACUGCCGGCCGGGCUGGAGGUGUCCGGGAAGCUGAGAGUGGCGCUCAACAACCACCUGCUGUGGUCCAAGUUCAGUCAGCACCAGACCGAGAUGAUCAUCACCAAGCAGGGCCGGCGGAUGUUUCCAUUCUUGUCAUUCACUGUGGCUGGGCUGGAGCCCACCAGCCAUUACCGGAUGUUCGUGGACGUGGUCUUGGUGGACCAGCACCACUGGCGGUAUCAGAGCGGCAAGUGGGUGCAGUGUGGAAAGGCCGAGGGCAGCAUGCCAGGAAACCGCCUGUACGUCCACCCAGAUUCCCCCAAUACUGGAGCCCACUGGAUGCGCCAGGAAGUUUCAUUUGGAAAACUAAAGCUUACGAAUAACAAGGGGGCCUCCAACAAUGCGACUCAGAUGAUUGUGCUCCAGUCCCUCCAUAAGUACCAGCCCCGGCUGCACAUCGUUGAGGUGAAUGAUGGAGAGCCAGAGGCAGCCUGCAAUGCUUCCAACACGCAUAUCUUUACUUUCCAAGAAACCCAGUUUAUUGCUGUGACCGCCUACCAGAAUGCCGAGAUCACUCAGCUGAAAAUUGAUAAUAACCCUUUUGCCAAAGGAUUCCGGGAGAACUUUGAGUCCAUAUAUGCAUCUGUUGACACCAGUGUCCCCUCCCCACCUGGAUCCAACUGUCAAUUGCUUGGGGGAGACCACUACUCUUCUCUCCUACCCAACCAGUAUCCUGUUCCCAGCCGUUUCUACCCCGACCUUCCUGGCCAGGCCAAGGAUGUGGUUCCCCAGCCUUACUGGCUGGGAGCCCCCCGGGACCACAGCUACGAGGCUGAGUUUCGAGCAGUCAGCAUGAAGCCUGCAUUCCUGCCCUCAGCCCCGGGGCCCACCAUGUCCUACUACCGAGGCCAGGAGGUCCUGGCGCCUGGAACUGGCUGGCCUGUGGCCCCCCAGUACCCUCCCAAGAUGGGCCCAGCCAGCUGGUUCCGUCCCAUGCGGACUCUGCCCAUGGAGCCUGGCCCUGGAUCUUCAGAGGGGCGGGGGCCAGAGGACCAGGGCUCCCCUUCAAUGUGGACUGAGAUCACCCCCAUCCGGCCAGAAUCCAGUGACUCAGGACUGGGCGAAGGAGACUCUAAGAGGAGGCGUGUGUCCCCUUAUCCUUCCAGUGGUGACAGCUCCUCCCCUGCUGGGGCCCCUUCUCCUUUUGAUAAGGAAACUGAAGGCCACUUUUAUAACUAUUUUCCCAAUUGAGUAGAUGACACCGUGAAAAGAGCAGAAACAGUAUUAUUAGGUUGGAGGACACCAGCUAAUGUAAACAACAGACUCAGGACUGAGCAGUCCCCAGCUCCCUCUGUCCCUUCUCCUUUUGUAGUUGGUUAGGAAAGGGAUUCUGGGGUUCACUGGCUGCUUCCUCGCUCACAGCGAAACCUGAGUAGAGUGUCCCUUCCCUUUCCUGUGCCCUAACUACAGUCAUUUACCUGGUGCUGCUUCUGGCUGUGGGUUCCCAGGUGGAGAACCAAAAACAGAACAAGGAGUGUUUUCUCUUCUGGGGGGGGAGGGGUUUCAGGUGGGGAAGGUGGGGAACUGGAGACUGAACUCGCUUCCUCUGUAGAGGAAAUUUCAGCAUUUUUGUUUGCGUGUGUGUUAAUCCCUGAUCUGAAAAUAAAGAUACAUGGAUUUUAAAACAGCCAGCCGGGGUCAGGGAAAGGACUCAGGUGACUUUGGUCAGCUGGCCUGGACCUCACCCACUCAGAAACAGCGGGGUCCUGAGGGAGGGACUGGGAAUGAGGGUGCAUGUCUCAAGAAGAAGGUCUUGGGGGAGAUUAUGUGUGCGUGCGUGCUUUUCUUUUUUUUAUUUUUUUUUUGGAACAGGUUGACUAUUUAUUGUACAGAGAGUGGUGUCUGGAUAUAUUUCUUUUGUCUUCAUCACUUUCUGAAAAUAAACAUGAAACUGUU
Molecule: messenger RNA, 2515 nt
Organism: Rhinolophus ferrumequinum (greater horseshoe bat)
Lineage: Eukaryota; Metazoa; Chordata; Mammalia; Chiroptera; Rhinolophidae
Gene: TBX21
Product: T-box transcription factor 21
Exons: 6
Coding region: 209-1810 (533 amino acids)
Biological process (GO): positive regulation of DNA-templated transcription; lymphocyte migration; cell fate specification
Cellular component (GO): nucleus
Molecular function (GO): RNA polymerase II cis-regulatory region sequence-specific DNA binding; DNA-binding transcription factor activity, RNA polymerase II-specific
Source: RefSeq, a predicted model, not a curated record